UUCGGUGCCUAUUGUCAGGAAACAAAAGAGGUCAUGUACUGGCAUGUGGACAACAAGAGCCGACGGGUUCUCUGGAGCCACAUGCUCAGAUACAUCGCCCCCGGUUCCAUCAUUGUUUCCGACAGCGCGGCCCAAUAUCGCGGUUGUACGACGAUGGGCUUCUCUGAACAUAAGACCGUUAAUCACAGCCAGCGGGGCCCCGGGAGAUUCGUCGACGCCGAUGAUCCCGAGGCCCACACUCAGAACAUCGAGUGCAGAAAUCGCUGGCUGAAGAAGUCCAUCAAGUCGCUCCGCACGGACAGGAGCCUGCAGAGCUACAACUGUACGUACGUGUACAGGACGCGGGUCCUGUCCCAGUUGCCAACAACAUCGGCAAAAUUCCGGCAGUUCAUCGGGGACAUCGUGGCCGUCUACCCGGGCCCCGGUCGUCAGGGUCUCCAACUCCGGACGAUCGGUGUGCCCGUGGAUCAACAUCUGCCGCCGGACGAGCCCUAUUUCGAUGUUCCCGUGCACGAGGGCGACGAAGAGGAACGGCAGGGGGAUGACGACCGCCCAACAACAUCAGGCGCCACCAACACCUUCGUCAUCGACCCCCAGGACCUAGCCGAGGCGGGGACCAGCGGCCUCACCCCGUCCUCACCCACGCAACAUCGGGAAUAGGCUAGGCGUCGCCAGAUAGCGAAAGGACGUGGCGGGAGAUGCAGGAGGAGACGCUGUUGAAGGUGAGUGUACAAUCUGGUUUCAAAACGGUUUU
This is a messenger RNA of Centruroides sculpturatus (bark scorpion), 754 nucleotides long. RefSeq lists its product as uncharacterized. The record is from RefSeq and is a predicted model, not a curated record. The transcript is spliced from 4 exons. Bases 34 to 660 code for a protein of 208 amino acids. NCBI's taxonomy places the organism in Eukaryota, Metazoa, Arthropoda, Arachnida, Scorpiones, Buthidae.